CUGCCGGGCUCCAGGCUGGAGGCGACGCCUGCGCAGUGCGGUCGCGGGGCUGUCGUUGUCCCCCGCGCCACCGACCGGGCCUCGAACGGGAUGGCGGAGGAGGUGAGCACCCUGAUGAAGGCCACGGUCCUGAUGCGGCAGCCUGGGCGGGUGCAGAAGAUCAUGGGCGCUCUCCGCAAGGGCGGCGGAGACAGGUUACAGAUUUCUCCAUAUGGUCAUGCUGCUUCCUCUAAUUGGACAGAAGGCGCCCCACACCAGUACCUGGGGCCUUAUCCUCCCCAAGCCAGCGACUCCCCAGUGAUUUCUGAUUUUGACAUGACCUUGAGCAGGUUUGCAUAUAAUGGAAAGCGAUGUCCUUCUUCUUACAAUAUUCUAGAUAAUAGCAAGAUCAUCAGUGAGGAGUGUCGGAAAGAGCUCACAGCUCUCUUUCACCACUAUUACCCAAUUGAGAUCGACCCACACCGGACCAUCAAGGAGAAGCUACCUCAUAUGGUGGAAUGGUGGACCAAAGCGCACAAUCUCCUGUGUCAGCAGAAGAUUCAGAAGUUUCAGAUAGCCCAGGUGGUUACAGAGUCCAAUGCAAUGCUCAGGGAGGGAUACAAGACCUUCUUCAACACACUCUACCGUAACAAUAUUCCCCUUUUCAUCUUUUCUGCGGGCAUUGGUGAUAUCCUGGAAGAAAUUAUCCGACAGAUGAAAGUUUUCCACCCCAACAUCCACAUCGUGUCUAACUACAUGGAUUUUAAUGAAGAUGGUUUUCUCCAGGGAUUUAAGGGCCAGCUCAUACACACAUACAACAAGAACAGCUCCGUGUGUGAGAACUCUGGUUACUUCCAGCAACUUGAGGGCAAAACCAAUGUCAUCCUGCUGGGAGAUUCCAUCGGGGACCUCACCAUGGCCGAUGGGGUUCCUGGUGUGCAGAACAUUCUCAAGAUUGGCUUCCUGAAUGACAAGGUGGAGGAGCGGCGGGAGCGCUACAUGGACUCCUAUGACAUCGUGCUGGAGAAGGACGAGACUCUGGAUGUGGUCAAUGGGCUGCUGCAGCACAUCCUGUGCCAGGGGGACCAGCUGGAGAUGCAAGGCCCCUGAGGGCACAGGCUUCAGCCCGACCUGUAGGCCGUGGUGAGGAGUCCGCGCCCCCAUGAACACAGAGCAGAGGCCAGGGUGGCCAGCAGCGGCUGGGUCCUUCCAUACCCCUCCUUCCUCCUUUCCCUGAGCACCUUCAUCACCAGAGGCUUGAAGGAGCCCCGCCAUAUGGCAGGGCACAAGCACUGUUCCUGGUGAACCUUGGACCACAGCAUGUCAGUGCUCUAGGGAUUGUCCAUUCCAGGGAUUGUUUUCAAAACUUAAAAGUAGGAAGUUGUUCUUCAAACAAAUAUAAUGUGUGAAACAGAUCAAAAUUUUUAAAA
Molecule: messenger RNA, 1409 nt
Organism: Piliocolobus tephrosceles (Ugandan red Colobus)
Lineage: Eukaryota; Metazoa; Chordata; Mammalia; Primates; Cercopithecidae
Gene: NT5C3B
Product: 5'-nucleotidase, cytosolic IIIB
Exons: 10
Coding region: 91-1089 (332 amino acids)
Cellular component (GO): cytoplasm
Molecular function (GO): magnesium ion binding; 5'-nucleotidase activity
Source: RefSeq, a predicted model, not a curated record